Molecule: messenger RNA, 1328 nt
Organism: Saprolegnia diclina VS20
Lineage: Eukaryota; Oomycota; Saprolegniomycetes; Saprolegniales; Saprolegniaceae
Exons: 3
Coding region: 16-1272 (418 amino acids)
Source: RefSeq, a predicted model, not a curated record
UUGUCGGCCAACCCAAUGGCGCGCAGGACCGACGGAACGACGUGGGCGACGGACCCGCUCGACGCGCUCUUCCUCGAUGAGACGCAUGGGCGCAUGGAAGAGAUCUCGCUCUCGCAUGUGUCGGACUUUCUCGCCGAGCUCGGCGACUUUGCAGCGCCGGCCAAGCCGCCACGCCAGCCGCAACCAACCGCCGAACCGAGUUCGAGCCCAUCGUCGUCGUCGUCGUCGCCGUCCUCGACACUGCCAACGGCGCCGACGAAGCGCAUGCGCACGACGCCGAAAGAAGAGCUCGAGUACCUCCACUCCAAGCAGCGGUACCUUCUGACGCAGUUGAAGACACUGCAAGCCGCGGUUAUCGUGCCAACCGACGACGACCCAUGGCACAAACGUGCGCAGAACCAGGCACAAGCUGCCCAGCGCGCGCUGCAAGAGAACGUCCGGCUCAAGGCAGCGUACGAGGACCAGCUCAAGAUGAUCCAGGCGCUCGAGCGCGUCUUUCAGAAGAAGCCCAAGCUCACCCACCCGACGCCCAAGCACCACGACUUGCUGCCGUGGCGAAGGUACAUGCUCGGCGUCGAGAACCGCGAGGAGGAUCUCGAGGCCAUCUUGCGCCAUCAGUACGACAAGCUCGACACCGAGUUCAUCCGGCACAAGGUCUACCCGCUGCGGGAUUCGCUGGUCGGUGACGACACGUUGACCACGCGCGAGUUUGUCGAGAGCACCGCAGACAACAUUGUGCUGCAUCUCGUACGAUGCAAGCGCUGGCCCAUCGACUAUGAAUCGUUUAGUCGAAUUCUCUGGGACUUUGUCUCGCUCAACGUCAAGAUUCCAGUCAAGAACAAAGUCGACUCGGAGCGGCUUCAGAGCUUUCAGAACGACACGCUCGUGUACACGCGCCAUACCGCGCGCACGUGGAGUGAACACAUGGACAUUCCGCCCGUCGAAGGCCGGACUGCGUCCAUGCGCUUCGUAGAAAAAGACCGCGUCGUGAUCGUAUGGAAGUCAAUUGCCGACGAUGCGCUCGUGCCCUUUUCCGACCAAGUCCACGUCAAAGACAACAAAGCCGGCUGGGCUGUGAUUACGCCCGACGGACCCCACGGGUGCCGCCUCGCCGCCUACUCGCGACUCACGACACCCGUGCUCCCAUCCAUGCAGCGCGGCUCGAUGACCGAGACGAUCUUGAGUCUGUAUGCAACCAACUCGGGCCGCUUUGACGCGGCCUUGACGGCCGAAGUCGAAGCGCGGCGCCAAGCCAUGCGGUCGUCGUGCUAAGCGUCCUCCAGCGUCGUCCACGCCAUAUGCUAAUAGAAGUAGUUUCCAUAUCCCUA